Molecule: messenger RNA, 2007 nt
Organism: Cuscuta campestris
Lineage: Eukaryota; Viridiplantae; Streptophyta; Magnoliopsida; Solanales; Convolvulaceae
Source: the annotation of a GenBank genome assembly
CUAGCUCCCACCCUAGUUGAAGACUCAUCAGUCAUCACCACUCUCCUCCCACCAUUGUUCUUUUCUAUCCCCUUACAACCCCCAAACUCCCUCGCAGAAGAAUGGUGCUAUGGUCAUAUCCACCAACGCCUAAGCAGCUCUCUCUCACUCUCUGCGGUGUCGUCGUCGGAGUCUCCUUCAUUUGCGCCGGCGCUUACCUUUCCUACGCCAACAUAGCCCCUCAACAAGCCCGCGCCAAGGCCCGCAGGGACUACGUCAAAUCCCGUCUCCGGCAGCUCCUCCAGGAUUAAAUUACCAUGUUCUUCUAUGCAUCUCUUAGAUUUCUGCUAUUCUUAGGAUUUCCCAACCUUCUUUAAAGUUUUAAUGCAACUGUUCCAGAAAGAUUGAAUAUUUGUUGUCAUUUCUGGAUUUCUCAUUGAAUUGUUCCACUUUGGAGAUUGAAGUUAAGGACUGUCUCUAUUUGGAACACAUUUGUGUUCUAUGUGUACCAGUAUUAUGGGCGAAGCUUAAAUCUUUGUUGUAUUGAGCGUUUUCCAGUUUGGGAGGAUUGUAUUAUAUGGAAGUCAUCCCACAAUCAAGUGUCCAAACAUCUCCUACGGUCAACCUUACACGUGCUUAUACUCUUGCUGUUCAAACCCCCUCCUUUGGUGAGAUAUGGACCAAGAUUCAUCUGGACACCCCUUCUGAACAGAAUGUUGACGUAACCGAAGUUAAUUUUGAGGAGCCCUUGCAAAUAGAGGGUGUACUCAAACCAAGCCAUUAUGAUGUAAAAGAAGCACUUUCUGAAAUUAGAGUUGACACCUUCACCCAAGUUGUCUCUGACUUCUUUUACCAGAGCGAGGAAACUGCCGGGAAAUGCCUGCUUCUUUCAGAAUGCAUGCACCAUGCUCGUCAUUUAUGUGACCCACUCCAAAGGCUUGCGGAUACCUUUCCAUUAGACAUUGACGUGGUGGCCAAUUACUCUCUUUGUCAAGACCAAUGUGAUACAGCAUUAGAAGUUUUUCGUCAAUUUGACGAGCUUGAUAAUCCAUUCCCCAGUGAAGAUUCCCACAGCAUUUUUAAAGAUAUGCACGAUUGCUACUUCCAGCUGAAGAAACAGAUUGACCUUUGGAUUGAAAACUCGCGCUCAAAGAUUCACCUUUCCCGUCAUGCCACUGCAAUAUGUUUUCUUGUAGCUGUUGUCGGAGUGGUCACUUGUGUUAUUCUGAUAGCUACUCCUGUCCUCAUUAUUCUGUUUGCGACCCCUAUUUGUCCUGCUUUUAUUCCUUUGAAGAUAACUAAAAAAGAAUCAGCCCAUCUAGUGCAGCUUGAUGAUGUCUCGAGGGAAACUUUUGUCCUCGAUAAUAACCUUGAAACCCUUGAUUGUCUGGUUGAUCCUUUGCAUAAUUCAGUGGAGGACUUCAAGCGUGAUGUUAGGUUUGUGCUUGAGAGAAGCAUGGACAAAUACAUCAUUCAGGAGGUUGUGAAGCAACUGCUAAGAAGGAAUAAGAGUUUUUUAGAGCAGCUUACUUGUCUUGAGGUGCACUUAUGUCUGUGCUUCACUGCAAUAAACCGAGCUAGAUCUAUCCUGCUCAAUUGUCUUCUUGUUCAUCAAAUUCAUUCUUCAUAGCAAGCUAUUCACACAUAAAUAUCCUCAAAUGUUGCAGUUCCACAACACAUGCUUGGUGCAGUAUAAGAGAGUAUGAGACACACCAAACCCAACUGCACGCUCAAAUAAGGCAAAGACGUGCCACAACAACAUCAAAAAAUGAUGGCUGCUUUGACCAGGAGAUGGCAUGUGACCCGAGGGGGGGGGGCGGGAAUCAAGAGCAUAAAGGGAAGGGUGACACUACGGGUGAAGACAAUUCCAGUCAGGUUCAAGCCGUUGGGUCAGGCAAGGUCCAUCUAAUCCUUAUAUUCCUCAAUGAACUUUGUAUACUAGUACUCCCUUUGUCCCAAUAUAUUCGUUCAGUUUGACUUUUUUGAGUCAAGCUGGAUGAACCUUAAUAAUCAAUUACUCUAAAUUUG